Xiphophorus maculatus (southern platyfish) is the source of this 2654-nucleotide messenger RNA. RefSeq names its product para-nitrobenzyl esterase-like. The transcript is spliced from 10 exons. Bases 117 to 1907 code for a protein of 596 amino acids. The record is from RefSeq and is a predicted model, not a curated record. Lineage: Eukaryota; Metazoa; Chordata; Actinopteri; Cyprinodontiformes; Poeciliidae.
CCUUAUUAGGGAACACUACCGCGCAUGCGCACUCGGACUCUUCAAAACUGCGUCAACUUCAGGUUUUGACAGCUAAACUUUCUAAAGAUUUGGGAAGUUGUAGGACAUGAGCGAAGAUGGAUGAGGACGAUGCGUUCGAGGCCCCGCAGAGGAACGAGUACCGCUACCUGGUGCAGGAGGACGAGGACGAGGAGGUGCAGUACGUCCGGCACCGGCACUACAUCAGCCCCUUCCUGGUUCUGUCCAAACGCUGCAUCUUCCUGAUCUUCCUCGGCGUGGUCGCCCUGCUGGCGCUCGCCGCCUACCUGGGCUACGUGGCGCAGAUGCUGCCGCCGGGACGCGCACAGGUGUCGACGGACUGCGGCGAGUUCAGAGGAAAACAUGAAAACGGCGCCUACUCCUUUAAGGGCAUUCCCUACGCUGCUCCGCCGGUCGGUGAGCGGCGCUGGGCUCCUCCGUCCGACCCGCCGUGUAAGCAGGGCGUGACGGACGCCACGCGCUUCCGCAGCGUUUGCGCUCAGGUGCAGCCGAUGUCGAGCGCUGGGAAGGCGAUCGGCCAGGAGGACUGCCUGUUCGUCAACGUGUGGACGCCCACGCUGCGGCCGGACGCCGCGCUGCCCGUCAUGGUCUGGAUCCACGGAGGAUCCCUGCAGACGCUCAGCGGCGGUGAGCCCGGAUACUCGCCCACGGAGAAGCUGGCCGCCGACACUCAGCUGGUUUACGUCAGCUUCAACUACAGACUCAACGCUUUCGGCUUCCUGGCUCUGGAGGUGUUGAGAGAAGGUUCUCCAAAAAACACCUCAGGGAACUACGGUUUCCUGGACCAGAUCGAGGCGCUGAAGUGGGUCCAGAGGAACAUCCGUGGGUUUGGAGGAGACCCUGGAAGAGUCACGAUAUUUGGGCAGAGCUCAGGCGGGACUUCGGUGUGGACCUUGAUGACGUCGCCGCUGGCCAAAGGUCUGUUUCACGCCGCCGUGGAUAUGAGCGGCUCGUACGUACUGAAUGCGACGCUGGAAAAAGCCGAAUCGGACAACCUGGUGUUCCUGAAGAAGACGGACUGCAAAGACCUGGCCUGCCUGCGAGGUCUCUCCACGAGACAGGUGCUGCAGGCCAUCCCGUGGGACGAGUACCCGUCCUGGGCCGGAAGGGAUCUAACGGACCUCCCCACCAGGGGGCGCCUCAUCGGGCCGGUCGCCGUGGUGGACGGGUUCGUCCUGGAAGCUCCGCCUUUUGAGGUUUGGGAGAAAAAGCAAAACUUCAGCGACGUGCCGUUUGUAGUCGGGACGAUGGAGCAGGAGGCAGACUUCAGUCCUCCUGCUCUAAACAUCUCUGAUUGGACCUGGGGGGAUUACAGCCUGUAUGUAACAGAAAAGCUCCAGUCCUUCGGUCCGGAUCUCCCUAAAGACGCUCUGGAUCUGUACCCGUCCUCGGCCCCCUGCCCCACCAGAGACCGCUGUCCAGAGAGGGCCUUCACCACCAUGGUGUCUGACAUCAGGGUCACCUGUCCCAACAACGACCUGGCCAGGAGGGCCGCAGCGGCUCUCAGCAGUCCGGUGUAUCGAUACGUUGUGACCCACACGCCCUCCGGACCCGUCAACACCACCAACGGGCUGCUGUCGUUUCCCAGCCGCUUCUCCUUCCACUGCCUGGAUGCUCUGGCUUUCUUUGGAGAGCUGGACCGCUUCCUGCCCAAACCUCUGUCUCCUCAGGACCGGAGCUUCCAGCAGCUCUUCACUCACCACCUGGUCCACUUCGCCAAAACAGGGAGGAUGGAGGCGGUGUGGCCGGAGUUCCCAUCAGCCAUUGCUCUGCUGUCGGAGAAGCUGGAGGUGAAGAAGAACCACUCGUCCACUCGCUGUGAGCUGUGGGAGAAGAACGGUCUGUACGCCUACGCCUGGAUGAACUGAGCUGCUGGUUCCUCCCUGCUGCUGUGACGUUCUCCACCCUAACGGACAUUUUUCAGCUUAAAUCGCUCGUUUGCUGUGAUUUUUAUGAACCACUUCAGCUGAUGGUAGUUAGACAGUCCAACCAGAUCUGUUGGGAGUUUAAAAAGUGUCACUGUGGGAACAUGACAGAUGUUUCUGGGUGAGUUCAGUCUGCCUGACGGAGCUGAAGACCAAAGAAAAGUGGGAAAUGAGAGAAUUCAGAUGUUUAAGAUGGUGACAGAAAUAAUAAUAAUUUUCAGAUCCAUAAAGGGGAAAAAAAAACAAUCAAAACUCUUCCAACCACUAUGAUAGGUCUCCAUGUUUCAGUCCAAACCAGGGACUUGAGCUGGUUUUCUACCUGUAAAGGUGAGUUAGUUCAUCUGUUCAGCUGAAAAUGACUUCAUCUGCUGUUUGCUGUUUCCUUACAAACUAACUUAGUCAAGCUGAGAGUUUUAGGGUUUAAAUCCUUGAAGACGGACCAAUCAGAACUUCAUGUUUUAUUUUUACUUCAUUUUAGAUCACAAUUUAUAUUUUCCAACUUUGUUUUAAAGAAACAAAACAUUCCUGUCCAAUAGGGAAUAAAAUCAUAUUGAAAAACCCAGAGAUAACUACCCUGCUUGGCCAGUAGGUGGCGACAAAUCAGUUCAGCUGCAGCUCAGUGAUGUUUUAUUCACCUUCACAUCUCCUCACAAAACUCCACCUGAACCAACCCUGAAACAAAUCUCUGAA